Molecule: messenger RNA, 1146 nt
Organism: Rattus norvegicus (Norway rat)
Lineage: Eukaryota; Metazoa; Chordata; Mammalia; Rodentia; Muridae
Source: RefSeq
GUGGCGGUGGCAGCUGGCUCCGGUCGCCGCGCCACCAUGGCGGUGCGACAGGCACUGGGCCGAGGCCUGCAGCUGGGUCGGGCGCUGCUGCUGCGCUUCGCUCCCAAGCCGGGCCCGGUGUCAGGCUGGGGCAAGCCCGGCCCCGGUGCGGCCUGGGGCCGCGGAGAGCGUCCCGGCCGGGUCUCAAGCCCGGGAGCACAGCCGCGUCCGCUCGGGCUCCCCCUCCCGGACCGCUACCGCUUCUUCCGCCAGUCGGUGGCUGGGCUGGCGGCGCGAAUCCAGCGGCAGUUCGUGGUGCGGGCCCGAGGCGGCGCAGGGCCUUGCGGCCGAGCAGUCUUCCUGGCCUUCGGACUGGGGUUGGGGCUGAUCGAGGAGAAGCAGGCGGAGAGCCGGAGGGCCGCCUCGGCCUGUCAGGAGAUCCAGGCAAUUUUUACACAGAAAAACAAGCAAGUGUCUGACCCACUGGACACACGACGUUGGCAGGGCUUCCGCCUGGAGGAUUAUCUGAUAGGACAGGCCAUCGGCAAGGGCUGCAAUGCCGCUGUGUAUGAAGCCACCAUGCCCACACUGCCCCAGCACCUGGAGAAGGCCAAACACCUUGGCCUUCUAGGAAAAGGCCCAGAUGUCGUCUCAAAGGGAGCAGAUGGGGAGCAGGCUCCAGGGGCCCCCGCCUUCCCCUUUGCCAUCAAAAUGAUGUGGAAUAUCUCGGCAGGAUCCUCCAGCGAAGCCAUCUUAAGCAAAAUGAGCCAGGAGCUGGAAGCCUUGGGUUCAGCAAACAGGAAGGGCACCCUUCAACAGUUCAGGCGGUAGACAGUCACUACCUAUGCCCAUCCAUCUAAGUUCUAGGGCAGAACUCAGACGUCAGGCCAGACCAGGAGUCAGUAAACUGUACAGGAAAUUAAGUAGUUGUGAUGACUUAGCUGUCACCGAGGCAGAAGGACAAACACGGAUGACACUGAACUUUACUUGUCACUAUACUCUUCUCAUUUUUCCCGACCACUUAGAAAUGCAAAAUAACCAGGUUUAGUUUGUAAGUGGCCAGUGUGGCUCACAGCCAAGUUUGCCCCAUCCUGGGCUAAAUGCAUUCUCAAUGUCUAACGCUUAAAAGAUGCUAUCAUUAAAGACAGUCUCCAAGCCAAAGCCAUG